AUGGGGUCCAGCUGCAUGUUCCUCUACAUCAACAGUGUCCUGCUGUUCACCUUGAGGAGUAAGUCGGUAUUUUGUGAAACCUCCCGCUACAUCCUGCUGUAUAAUCUUCUUUUUGCAGACACUGUUUAUCUGAUAUCGAGCUCGCUGCUUUACCUGUUGGCUGCUUUUCGGAUAAAACUGACAUUUUACAUGUGCAGUGUUGUAAUAUUACCCCCAGUGCUCGUGUACUCAGUCUCGCCUCUAACCCUAACGGUGAUGUCACUGGAGAGAUUCGUGGCCAUAUGCUAUCCACUGAGACACGCUGUCAUCAUCACCAUCAGAAGCACAGGUGUGGCAAUCACUCUGGUGUGGCUCAGCAGUUCCCUCAACAUCAUCAUUCGUGUUUUAAUGCUAUUAUGUUCAAACACUGAGUUCUCAUUUGACCUGCAGAUGAAGGACUUCUGCUCUGAAGAGGCCUUGUUUCGUGUACCAAUGUAUUAUUAUUUUGUCACAGCAUAUUCUGGCAUUGUCUUCCUGUCUGCAGGUGUCACAAUCAUCUGUUCCUAUAUAGGUGUGACGCUUGUUGCCAGGUCUGCUUCAACAAACAAAGCCUCAGCCAGAAAGGCCAGCCAAACCCUUUUGCUCCACCUGUUUCAGCUGGGCCUGAUCCUCAUCUCCACUUUUCACUCCAACAUCAUCACAGCCGCUGCUACAAUCAUGGAGAGAUCACAUGUUUUACGCCUUCAUAGCCUUUCCUUUAUUUUCCUCAACAUCCUCCCCAGGUGUUUGAGUACUUUCAUCUAUGGCUUCAGAGACCAAACCAUCAGGCCAUUCCUCAUACAGCAUCUAUGCUGUCAGUGGAGAUGCUCAGCUUUCCUGAACAAAGCAAAUGCUGGAGGAGGACAGGCUACGGUGCAGGUUCUCACUCCAUGCGACGACCUCGCCGCCUCCACUCUCUUCCCAGAGAGUAUUCAUGGCAUCCGGGGACCAGUGGAGGUUGGCGUGGGUGAAGGAGAUGAACCAGUCCAUCUAGCCAUCGUAGCUUGUCCUGGCGACGAGGAGGAGACUGUGGACCAGGACGGAACGGGGGGAGAGCGAGGCGAGGAGGAUCCUGGCGAAGGGCCGUCUGGUCCAGCAGCAGCUACGCAGAGACCCCGCCGAUUCAGGAACGUGGUCCGACCUGAGGACCACCCAAUUCUCGACAUCCAGCAGGCGGGGUUCCGCAUGCUGGAGCGGGAAUUGGGUGGCCUACGGCGGGGUCUCUGCUGCAUCAAUCAUGCUAUGAGGCGGCAUGAGCGACUCCUGGGCCAAGGCGUCGCGACGCUCCAGAGGAGUGCUGCGGCACUUGAGCGCUUGGCUCACCUGGGGCCUCCAGCUCCAAUGGCCCCAGUGGAGCAAGGCGCUCAAGUGGCCCAGCCGCCGGGAACUCCUGCGCCUCAGGCUGCACCAUCUCGUUCUCCUCCCAACACCAGAGCGCGCUGCCAGCCUCACACUUCUCCUCGUCGUCCCUCCUGCGGCCGGCCGUCUCGUCGUGGCCCACGUCUGCGAGUGAGGGGAGGAAGAAGCAUGCAGUGA
Messenger RNA from Myripristis murdjan (pinecone soldierfish), 1554 nucleotides. RefSeq names its product odorant receptor 131-2-like. Gene Ontology annotation, biological process: G protein-coupled receptor signaling pathway; detection of chemical stimulus involved in sensory perception of smell. NCBI's taxonomy places the organism in Eukaryota, Metazoa, Chordata, Actinopteri, Holocentriformes, Holocentridae. Bases 1 to 1554 code for a protein of 517 amino acids. Gene Ontology annotation, cellular component: membrane. Gene Ontology annotation, molecular function: odorant binding; G protein-coupled receptor activity; olfactory receptor activity. The record is from RefSeq and is a predicted model, not a curated record. The transcript is spliced from 3 exons.